UGCAGAUGCAAAGCGCGAGCUGAAGUUGGCACCAGGCGUGUGGCACGUACACAGUCUGCAGGAGUCCCUGGAGGAGGGGUUACAGGGGAGCAGCAGUAAUCUGAUCAACAAAGUUUUCCCUCAGAGACGUAAAGUCCUCAUCCUCGGUGUGUUUCUGCAGCAGCUCGGACUCCAGCGGAGGAAACAACCAAAAUAAAACCCCAAACGUGGCUGAAAACCUGAAAAUAUAUUCAUUAAAAGGCAAUAACUAAACCUCCGAAGACAUGAGUAAGCGUGAAGGUGAAGGUCCUCGGAGAAACGCUGAUGCCGUGCAGGGUCGUGACGUGAGCGCCAACCCUUCCUCCCCUGUCAUCGCUGCGUUUAAAGUUUUCCAGCAGGAGUUGGACACCAAACACGACAAAUAUGAGCGUCUUGUUAAGAUCAGUCGAGACGUCACGAUCGAGAGCAAGAGGACCAUCUUCCUCCUACACAGAGUGACAAGUGUUCCAGAUCCAGAGGAGAUUCUGAAUGACGCCGAAGUCAAGCUGGAUGGAGUUCGACAGAAAAUUGGAAAUAUAGCUGAAGAGCUGCGAGGAGAGGACAUCCAUCAGUUUCACAGAGCGUUCACACCAGGGAUCCAGGAGUACGUGGAGGCCGUCUCGUUCCUGCAUUACAUCCGUCAGCGCAGCCUCAUCAGCCUGGAGGAGAUCAACGCCCGGCUGGUGUUCAUGAGACCAGAGAAGGGCUCAGCUGAAGCUCCGCCUACAGGCGCUCAGGUCCUCACCUUCCAGGUGACUCCCUCAGACUACCUGCUGGGCGUGGCCGACCUGACCGGGGAGCUGAUGCGGAUGUGCAUCAGCAGCGUGGGCAACGGAGACAUCGACACGCCCUUCCAGCUGAGCCAGUUCCUGCGUCAGAUCCACGACGGGUUCUCCUACAUCGGGAACACGGGUCCUUACGAGGUGUCCAAGAAGCUGCACACGCUCCGUCAGAGUCUGGGGAAGGUGGAGGACGCGUGCUACGCCCUGCGAGUCCGCGGCUCCGAGAUCCCCAAACACAUGUUAGCCGACGUGUUCUCCAGCCGGGGCGCGCUCAUCGACCCCGAGGAGGGCGUCGUUUGAUUUUUGCAACGUGUUUUUUUUUACGUUCUCUUUGUUGUUCGCUCGGUUUCAUCAUGUGUGUGUUUGAAUGUUCGAUACGCUGGUUACGUUUCAUUAAUAACACUUGUUAUUACACUACGAGUUCACGCUCGCACAAAGAUCAGCUUCAGUUUCUCUGCAUCAAUAAAAGUUCUGUUCCAAACCU
Notolabrus celidotus (New Zealand spotty) is the source of this 1284-nucleotide messenger RNA. RefSeq names its product translin-associated factor X (gene tsnax). NCBI's taxonomy places the organism in Eukaryota, Metazoa, Chordata, Actinopteri, Labriformes, Labridae. The record is from RefSeq and is a predicted model, not a curated record. Gene Ontology annotation, cellular component: nucleus; cytoplasm. The transcript has 7 exons. Bases 264 to 1100 code for a protein of 278 amino acids. Gene Ontology annotation, molecular function: sequence-specific DNA binding; RNA endonuclease activity; RNA binding.